GCCCGGAUCUCUUGUUACGGCCGCCAUUUUAAUACUCGGGUCGGACCGCGUAGUCAGUCAAUCUCUUUCCUUUGCGUCGGUGUCCGCGCGCUUUUUUUUCCCCCCCGCUCCCCCCUUUUUCGGCCCGUUCCCACUAUGGAGGAGAACACCGACUACGGCAGUAGCAACAACAACAACAACACAAGCUCCGGCGGUGGCGGCGGCGGCCAGGAAGAGUUCGCCGAAGGCUCGAAGAUCAACGCCAGCAAGAACCAGCAGGAUGACGGUAAAAUGUUCAUUGGUGGUCUAAGCUGGGAUACGAGCAAAAAAGACUUGACCGAGUAUUUGUCUCGCUUUGGCGAAGUGGUGGAUUGCACAAUAAAAACAGAUCCUGUCACAGGGAGGUCAAGAGGGUUUGGGUUUGUGCUUUUCAAAGAUGCUGCCAGUGUGGAGAAGGUCUUGGAAUUGAAAGAACACAAAUUGGAUGGCAAGUUAAUAGAUCCCAAAAGGGCAAAAGCUCUGAAAGGGAAAGAGCCACCCAAAAAAGUGUUUGUUGGUGGACUGAGUCCGGAUACAUCUGAAGAACAAAUCAAGGAGUAUUUUGGCGGUUUUGGAGAGAUUGAGAAUAUAGAGCUUCCCAUGGACACAAAAACAAACGAAAGGAGAGGUUUCUGCUUCAUCACAUACUCGGAUGAAGAACCAGUAAAGAAAUUGCUGGAAAGCAGAUACCAUCAGAUUGGUUCUGGCAAGUGUGAGAUCAAAGUAGCACAGCCCAAAGACGUAUAUAGGCAGCAACAGCAGCAACAAAAGGGAGGCAGAGGUGCUUCAUCUGGUGGGCGUGGGGGAUCCAGAGGACGUGGCAGGGGUCAAGGCCAAAAUUGGAAUCAAGGGUAUAACAAUUACUAUGAUCAAGGAUAUGGAAGUUACAACAGUCCUUACAGUGAUCAAAGCUACAGCAGCUAUGGGGGAUAUGAUUAUUCUGGGUACAAUUACCCAAGUUACGGCUAUGGCCAGGGAUAUGCUGACUACAGUGGACAGCAAAGCACAUAUGGAAAGGCAUCCCGAGGUGGCGGUAAUCACCAAAACAACUACCAGCCAUAUUAAAGAAAUACUUGGGAAGAAACAGGUGUGUAUUGGGUGAAUGCGUCACCUCUCCUAUGUCUAAUCUAAUUUAAAGAUCAAUAGACAAAUAAUUUUUUUAAAAAAAUCACUUCUCUUGGAUAGCUUGUUUUUUUUUAAAAAAGGAAAAUUAAAAGUGUGAAUGUCUGUUAAACUUUCUGUUUUAAGUGUCUAUAGAUCUUUAACUCUGUAAAAGGUGAUUCGUCGUCCUUAAGCAUGUCAGAGAAACAUAAGAGUUUUUCUGUUUACAUUUUUUGUGUGCCAGGUGGUGUAGACGAAUAAUUAAACUUAAUAGAAGUGUUAACCAACAGGUAAAGUACUGAAAUG
Messenger RNA from Thamnophis elegans (Western terrestrial garter snake), 1425 nucleotides. It is a transcript of the gene HNRNPDL, whose product is annotated as heterogeneous nuclear ribonucleoprotein D like. Gene Ontology annotation, molecular function: poly(G) binding; poly(A) binding. The transcript has 7 exons. The record is from RefSeq and is a predicted model, not a curated record. Gene Ontology annotation, cellular component: nucleoplasm. NCBI's taxonomy places the organism in Eukaryota, Metazoa, Chordata, Lepidosauria, Squamata, Natricidae. Gene Ontology annotation, biological process: regulation of gene expression. The coding region runs from base 136 to 1083 and encodes 315 amino acids.